Molecule: messenger RNA, 971 nt
Organism: Odobenus rosmarus divergens (Pacific walrus)
Lineage: Eukaryota; Metazoa; Chordata; Mammalia; Carnivora; Odobenidae
Gene: CAV3
Product: caveolin 3
Exons: 2
Coding region: 92-547 (151 amino acids)
Biological process (GO): caveola assembly; regulation of membrane depolarization during cardiac muscle cell action potential
Cellular component (GO): caveola
Molecular function (GO): transmembrane transporter binding; molecular adaptor activity; connexin binding
Source: RefSeq, a predicted model, not a curated record
UGGGGACACUGAACUGUGUCCCUGCCCCAAGUCUUUUCAGCCCCAGUGGCCACACGGCUCAGAUCUCCUCCCGCGGUCCCCCAGCUCCACGAUGAUGGCUGAAGAGCACACAGACCUGGAGGCCCAGAUUGUCAAGGACAUCCACUGCAAGGAGAUCGACCUGGUGAACCGAGACCCCAAGAACAUUAACGAGGACAUAGUGAAGGUGGAUUUUGAAGAUGUGAUCGCAGAGCCCGUGGGCACCUACAGCUUCGACGGUGUGUGGAAGGUGAGCUACACCACCUUCACGGUCUCCAAGUACUGGUGCUACCGCCUGCUGUCCACACUGCUGGGAGUCCCGCUGGCCCUGCUCUGGGGCUUCCUGUUCGCCUGCAUCUCCUUCUGCCACAUCUGGGCAGUGGUGCCGUGCAUUAAGAGCUACCUGAUCGAGAUCCAGUGCAUCAGCCACAUCUACUCCCUCUGCAUCCGCACCUUCUGUAACCCGCUCUUUGCUGCCCUGGGCCAGAUUUGCAGCAACAUCAAGGUGAUGCUCCGGAAGGAAGUGUAAGGCCAGGUGGGGGUGAUGUGGGUGGCCGGGCAGGGGGAGUCAGGCCAGGCUGGCCCCACGGUAGUUCUCGGCGGGCCUGCCGGCGAGCGCUUUCUCUUUAAGGACUGCUAUUUCCCCCCCAAGAUGGAAGCACACAGUUUAGGGAAGCCAGAAAGAAAAGACAGCCCUGCCACAGAAGCACAGUGGCCCUUCAGCCUGCCCCCUACCCCACCUCGAUGCCCCCGCGACCGGGCAGGAGGAAAGAGAAUUUGCUAAGAGGCAGCUACUGCAAGUCUUUGCAUUCACCUGUACUGUAACGGCAUAAACCAGCACUCAGUCCCCACCCGGGGUCAACCUGUCCAUGCACGCCACCUGGGAAAGCUACCAGUGACUCUUGGCAUUAGGAGGGUGGCUCCAAUAAAGGGUUUCGGCUGCAUUUGGGGAA